Messenger RNA from Panicum virgatum (switchgrass), 1628 nucleotides. RefSeq names its product transcription factor TGAL3-like. NCBI's taxonomy places the organism in Eukaryota, Viridiplantae, Streptophyta, Magnoliopsida, Poales, Poaceae. The record is from RefSeq and is a predicted model, not a curated record. Gene Ontology annotation, biological process: DNA-templated transcription; regulation of DNA-templated transcription. The transcript has 6 exons. Gene Ontology annotation, molecular function: DNA-binding transcription factor activity; sequence-specific DNA binding. Bases 35 to 1327 code for a protein of 430 amino acids.
UCCCUUGGCAUCUCGUUCCGUUCUUGGUUCUUGGAUGUGUCUAUGCGCUUGUCCUCAACUCCUCAUGGUGUGGUCGCACGCGCGCGUCGCGGGAUGUGAAGGCCCCAGCUCCAAGUCCUCCAGCGACCUCACCGCCGCCGCCACCUUCGUUGCGCCGCUCGCCGUCGCGCAUGGAGGGGUAGCGCCCUCGUUCGGCAUGGCGCCGCCGCCGGGGAUGGCCGCUGCGGCGGCGGAUGACAGCCGGUUCUGCCUGCCGUGGGCGGCGGCGGCGCACUUCGAGAACUGGGGCGACUCCGGCAUCGUCGCCACGAGCCCGCUCGCCGAGACGACCUGCACCGACGCCGGCGGCGACCGGCAUCAGGCGCAGACGGGUGGUGGAGCCAUCACGCAGAGCGCCGCUGCUUACAUGGAUUCAUGCGCGGCGUCUAAGGAAGGAUCCUGCAGGGAUCAGAAGGUGCAGAGGAGGCUUGCGCAGAAUCGCGAGGCGGCCCGGAAAAGCCGGAUGAGGAAGAAGGCGUACAUCGUGGAGCUGGAGAGCAGCCGGGCUAAGCUGGCGCAGCUCGAGCAGGAGCUUCAGCGGGCGAGGCAGCAGGGGAUGUUCAUCGCAAGCGGACGCUCCGGCGAUCAUGGAGGCUCCACCGGAGGCGCGUCGGCGUUCGACCUGGAGUACGCGCGGUGGCUGGACGAGCACCAGCGGCACAUGACCGACCUCCGGGUGGCCCUGGGCGCCGCGCAGCAGGUGAUCGGCGACGACGACCUGCGCGCGCUGGUGGACGGCGCGAUGCUGCACUACGAGCAGCUGUUCCGGCUCAAGGGCGCGGCGACCCGGGCCGACGCGUUCCACGUGCUGUCGGGGAUGUGGGCGAGCCCCGCGGAGCGCUUCUUCAUGUGGCUGGGCGGGUUCCGCUCGUCGGAGCUGCUCGCGGUGCUGGCGCGCCACGUGGGCCCGCUGACGGAGCCGCAGCUGGUGGGCAUCUGCGGCCUGCAGCGGUCGGCGCAGCAGGCCGAGGACGCGCUUUCGCAGGGGAUGGAGGCGCUGCAGCAGGCGCUGGCGGACACGCUCGCGGCGGCCGCCGGCGGCGGGGCGGCGGCGGCGGGGGCGGACGGCGUGACCAACUACAUGGGGCAGAUGGCCGUGGCCAUGGGCAAGCUCGCCACCGUGGAGAACUUCCUCCGGCAGGCGGACCUGCUCCGGCAUCAGACGCUGCAGCAGAUGCGCCGGAUCCUGACGGCGCGGCAGGCGGCGCGGGCGCUGCUCGUCGUCAGCGACUACUUCUCCCGGCUCCGGGCGCUCAGCUCCCUGUGGCUCACGCGGCCGAGGGACUGACGCUUUCGCUUUGAGAUGGAGCCGUUUGUGUGGGAACUGGAAAUUGGAGGAUGCAGCGGAGAGUUGUGUGUGUAAUGGUGUCGUGGUGGUGUUGCCGUGUUGGUAACUUGGCACUUGGCAGGAGGACAUGCUUCUGAAGUCCGGCGGCCGCUCGGCUCCGCUAGUGUAGUGUAACAUUCUGAUGAGCUUUGUAGGAGAGGCUUGUACUGUAGUGCACUGUACACCUUGUUCGGUUCCGACUUCUAGGCUGUUCGGCUGACCGCAUAAACAGUGAAGGACUGAUAGAAUGAAUAAUAUUUUA